Kockovaella imperatae is the source of this 690-nucleotide messenger RNA. RefSeq lists its product as hypothetical. NCBI's taxonomy places the organism in Eukaryota, Fungi, Basidiomycota, Tremellomycetes, Tremellales, Cuniculitremaceae. The transcript is spliced from 4 exons. The record is from RefSeq and is a predicted model, not a curated record. The annotation marks the transcript as partial. Gene Ontology annotation, molecular function: protein binding.
GCGGUAAAGGUUUUAUCCAUCAUCAGAUUUCUGGUGCUAGAGAUGGGGGGCCGAGCGGGUCGGCUUGGACGCGUCGACGGGGGCAUACAGUGUCUUCUGGCCCGGAGAGCAGCUGAACUGGGUCUUGUAAGACAAGGAAACGGACGGUGCGAGCCACCCGGUCACUGACAACGUCGUGGAAGGGAAGCCAAUCCUGCACCACCAAUCACCUUAAAGAUCCAAGAGGGUCAGGCGAUGAGGAUCUGUGUUAAGACUAUGAAAGGGUAUUCGAUUCAGCUGUUGGUUAAUCCCGGUGAUACCGUGGAGCAAAUCAAGGCUAUGAUUUUUUUCAUGGGAGAGCUCCCGGCAUGUACCCAGAGACUGGUAUGUUUUGGAAGGCAGAUGCAGGAUUACUUCACUUUGUCCCAUUAUGGAUUCGACCAAGACGGGAUCGUCGUUAUACAUUCGGCGAGAUGGUUAUGCCGUAGCCUGUAUAGCAUGAGCGGUCCUGUAAAGGGAAAUGUGCUCCUUUACGCGUGCGGCAGGGGAACCAGCCGCAUGACACCAAUCUGAGCGCACGAUCAAACCGUCAUCCCUCGUCUGCUCGGGUGGCGGGCAAUGGAGAGGCUUGCAUGCUCUCUCUCUCUCUCUCGCGCAUGGAAAAUCUCGAGUCACCAUCUCCGGCGGCAGAGUGAGUGGAUAAUAUAAUCA